AUGAAUUUUGAGGAUGGCACCUCAAACCUGCUCGCGAAAGAGUUUGUCGCCGUCAUUCUCGUCGGCGAGGGCGAUCAGCUUGCACCUCUGACUUCUGGAAAUGGCGAAGCGCCUUCGCCCAAAGCACUCGUGCCGAUCGCGAACAAGCCGAUGAUUGACUAUGUGCUGGCUUGGAUCGAACCGUCCGGCAUCACAGAGGUGCUUGUCGUUUGCCCUACCGCGCAUCGGGCCCAGAUCUCCCAUCAUAUCCAGUCCGGCGCCUCAUCCUCGGGCUAUCCAUCUCUGUCUAUCACCUUCACUACAUACGAACCCGCCGACACAAAUGGCACCUGCGUCGCUUUACUUGCCGCCAAGCCUCGCAUCACCCACGAUUUUGUCUUGUUACCGUGCGACUUUGUACCCCCAUCGGACCUCACACUUCAAGCCAUCCUCGAUGCUUUCCGCGUGGACGUCGCCGUAGAUGGCGCGAUUGCGACGGGCUGCUGGUUCGCGCCAAGUAGACCAGACAAGGGCGCAGUCCCGGACGAAUGGGGCAGUAUGCUCUCACCCAGCACUAUCGUGUGGGACCAGGCGAGCGGGAGUCUAUUGCAUAUCGAUACGGAGGAGGACGCGGAGCGAAAUGGGGACGAUAUAGAGCUGCGCAUGGCGCUCGUCAACAAGUUCCCACGCACACGACUAUCGACUGCACUGCAGGACAGCCAUGUCUACGUGUGCAGGCAUGCGGUGAUCGACGCCCUCGCUCUCAAGCCACAUUUCGAAAGCUUCAACAAGGAGUUCAUCCCGUGGCUAUGCAAGUUACAAUACCAGCGAACGAAGCAGAGGAAGUACGGAUACGUAUUCAAACCGGAUGGCGAGACUACGACGCAGACGCUCGCACUACGACACGCAACGCUCUCGCUCGCGGCGCGUCAUCAGAACGCGGAAUGGGACGGCCAAUCCAACGAUGGUUCACCUAGUGCACCCACCGCCUCUCUUAUGGCUGCAUCAGCACCGUCGUCUCCCAUCGACCAUGAUGACGACGAUGCGCAAGUCAAGCCGAGUUUACGCGUGGGAUUGCGCGUGCACAGAGGCAAUCUUGCCGGACGCGCCAAUACUCUUCCGGCUUUACUCGAGCUGAACCGUCAUUUCCUCGGCCAAACACCAUACGUUCUACCAACGGACCAAAAAGACCGCGCGCUAAUCGACACGAAGGCGCAAAUCGCGUCCGACUCGCUCGUGGGAGAAAGCACCCAAGUUGGCGAGCGUACGUCAGUCAAGCGCUCCGUGGUCGGCCGUCACUGCGUUCUCGCUCGAGGCGCGAAGCUCUCCGGGUGUGUGCUGCUCGAUCACUGCGUUGUCGGCGAGAACGCGAAGCUUGAGAAUUGCAUCUUGGGGGCGGGGACGAAGGUCGGUGCUAAGGCGGAUAUGAAGGGUGUCGUGACACAGACAGGGUAUGAGGUCGGUGCUGGAGAGCAGGCGAGGCACGAGAAGCUCGAGGCUUCUCAUUGGGCUGCUGGGGACAGUGACGAUGACGAGGAAGACGAGGAGAGCGAAGAUGGCAGCGAUGAAGACGCUGGAGAAGAUGACGAGGAUGAUGACGAGGAUAGUGACGACUAG
Peniophora sp. CBMAI 1063 is the source of this 1596-nucleotide messenger RNA. The record is from the annotation of a GenBank genome assembly. Lineage: Eukaryota; Fungi; Basidiomycota; Agaricomycetes; Russulales; Peniophoraceae.